GAGAGUAACAGAGAGUAUGUCCAACUUGUUUGGUGUCAAAAUCGGUAUCAGACUCCUCUAGGAUUCUUCAGAUUGUAAGCAGCCAGUGAACAAGAAAUGCAGGAAUUAUCCUGUCUGGGAUAAUCCUGUCUAGUACAAGUCAGGGAGGAGGUUCCUGGCUGAUCUGAGUCCUGAUGUGGCCACACUGUGGGCACCAAGGUGCAGGUGGUGACGAGAAACUAGGCAAAAGCCUUAGGCUGUGAGAGAGGCGGAGGCAGGCAGAAUAGUGGAAGGGCUGGCAUGGAGAUUUGUGCAUGGAGAGAGAGGAGACAGUUGUGUGCCAGGCUGAAGUCUCCGGUGAGCAGAACGUUUGGAUCUACUGUCUUUCCUCUGGUAGGUGAGAGGGAGCCACAGGGAAGAGAGGAGCAGGGUGUGGGUGUUUGAAAGACUUUAAACCGGGGCCGAUAGGACGAGUGUGAAAUUUUUCAAAAACCACUGUAGCAGACACAUGAAGUGUUGAUGCAGACAGCUGCCCAGCACUGAGAAGGGGAAGUGGACACGAAGUCCUGCCCUAAACAAGAACCUCUUUGCAAUUGAUCCCUAUUUAGAAAAGGGAAAUCAGUGUCUCCCAAUGGAGUGUCACUGCGUAUAUUCAGUAACACUGCGUGGCAAGCCACAUGCCCAGGGGUAGCUGACCAACACAAAACUGACUCCAUGUUUGUUUCUGUGGUUUUUUGUUUAAAUUUUAUUUCUUGUAGCUUAUCUUUUUCAUUUUUGUUGUUUGUUUUGUUUUGUCUCAAAAGUGAGUGAGGGAGGAGAAAGAACAUGAGUACAGGGAGGGGAAAGAAUGUAAUCAAACUAUAUUAAUAAAAAUAUUAAAAAUUAAAAUAAAAAGACUAUAUUGAAGGAGGAAGACUUAGAAGCAAGGGGCACCUGAGGACGCUGAUGCAGAACUGCUGGGAGAGAUGAUGGGCUCCUGACCUGGGCUGAAAGGAAGGACAACGGUGAGGGUCAUGAGCAGUAGACUGGUCAGGAGAGGGCAUGGGGACAAGGGAAGAGAAGACUGAGGAUGUCUAAAAGUUUUUUUUUACAUUUCUACCUCCAUCAAAGCCCAUUCCUGCUUUAACCAUUGUCUUGCUGAUUAACAUGAGUGGUGCCUUAGUUCAGACUAUUUUAGGUAGAGUUAGGAAAUUUCCUUUACAUGUCUUUCCCUGAGCAUGUGUUUCUAUGUGCGUUUGUGUUUUACACAUUGUUUCAGAACUGUAGUUGACAUUUGUAUUCUGGACAAUGCGUUAAGUGUGUUCAACAUUAGGGAACACAGCCAGGCACACACUAAAGGGAUCAUUUUAAUUUACUCUCCCAUCGAUCCAGUUACUCUUGUCAACACUAGAUCUCUGUUACUGUAGCCAUGCUGGUAGGUGUGUGGGGAUGUGAGAUGGAGAAGAGGAGGGUGGGUGUUGGCACUGUGUUGUUCUCCUGCAAUUUCCAGAUGAGUAAUGGUGCUGAGGACCUGAGCCUCAUCAGUGCUCACUAGACAGCUGCCUUGUGAAAUGCCCUUUAAAUACUGUUCACUGUUCCAUUGGAGCAUCUGUUGUUAUGACAUAUCUUUCCAAUUCUUUGUAUAAAUAUUUUGAGCACUUCUUUUUUGCUUAUUCUAGAUUACCAUUAUUUUUCCUCUGUAUGAAAAGUACUUUUUUGUGCUCUUUUAGAGAAAUUUUUGCUUACCCCAAAAGGAUAAAGGUAUUUAUCUGGUUUGAUUCUAAAAAUCUGGUUGCUUUAGAUUUGCCACUUAAAGCUAUGGUACACCUGGAAUUGAUGUUUUGUGUGUGCAGGGAGGUAGGAGUGAAAAAGGAAGACUAUUCCUUCGUCCAUAUUCACACAUUCACCAGCGUUCCCUCGGAAGGCAAUGUCUCCAGCGCACUGCACGCGUGGACUUCUGUCCUUUUUCAUUUGACUGGAUGUGUGUGGGCCUGCACUUGGUUUGGUUUGUCUUCUUCAUCUGUUUGUUUACUCUCUCUUACUCUCUUUCUGCCUGUCUGUGCUGUACUGUGAGUGUGUUCAGAGACUGAUAUGGGAUCCUUUCUCAAUUGCUCUCACCUUACUGGGGCGCAGGGUCUCUCAGUUGACGCCAGUGCUAAUCAUUUCAGUUGGUGUAGCUAGAAGCCUUCUUACUGUGGGGAUCUGGAAUGGGAGUGUGAGAUUGCACGUGAUGUGUCAUGUGUUAGAUGGUGUUUCCAAGAGUUAUAUGAGAUGCUUUAGAUACUCAUAGUCCUGAGACAUGAGUGUCAUCAACCCCAUUUGACAGAUGAAGAGACUGAGGCAUUGGGAGGUUCAGCAACUUGAGAAGUGUGCACAGAAACUGAACAGUGUGCUCAGAACCCAGACCCCAGCCUUUCUUUUUAAAAUUAUAAUGUAUUUUUGUGUUUAUAUUUUUAUAAACCUGAAAAUGUAUAUAGGUUUUUGCCUACAUGUCUAUCUAUGCACUAUGUGUGUGUCUUGCCUGUGGAGGCCAGAAGUGGUAGUCAGAUCUUGAACUGGAGUCACAGACAGCUCUGAGCUAUCUGAUCCCCUGGAAUAGCAGUCAGUGCUCUUAACCUUUGAGGUGUCUCACCAGGCUCCAUCUCCCCUUUCUGUCUCAAUAGCUACCAUGUGUCAGAUGACACAUAGAUGAAUGUGAUUCUGUUACAGCCCCCACCAUGUGGAUGAUUCCAGGGCAGAAUCAAAGCUGGGUUUCCGAGUUUAUCCUGCUUGGCUUCUCCAGUGACCCCACGACCAACAGCAUCCUCUUCAUUGUGUUCCUUCUCAUCUACCUAUGCUCAGUCCUGGGCAAUGGGCUCAUCAUCAUGCUGAUCUGUCUGGACUCACAGCUGCACACUCCCAUGUACUUCUUCCUCUGUAUACUUGCCCUGUUGGAUAUGUGCUAUGUCACCACCACCAUGCCCCAGAUGUUGGUGCAUCUUCUUGCUCACUCUCAGACCAUCUCCUUUGCUGGCUGCUGGCUGCAGAUGUUUGUGUUUGGUGCCCUGGCUAUGACUGAGUGCACCUUCUUUGUUGUUAUGGCUUAUGACAGAUAUGUGGCCAUUUGCUACCCACUGCGUUAUACUGUCAUCCUCAACUGGGGACUGUGCAUAGGGUUGGCUGCUGGGACAUGGAUCUGCGGUUUCUUCUUUUCUGUGCUGCAUACUUUCUUCACCAUGAGUCUGCCAUAUUGUGGGCCCAACAAGGUCAACCACUACUUCUGUGAAGGUCCUUCAGUGCGCAGCCUGGCUUGUAUGGAUACCCACAUCAUUGAGAUGGUGGAUCUGGUCUUGAGUGUUUUUGUGGUUGUUACUCCCAUUUCCCUCAUUGUGGCCUCCUACGUUCAUAUUGCCAUGGCAAUUAUGAAGAUCAAGUCCACCCAGGGCCGUUGCAAGGCUUUCUCUACCUGUGCCUCCCACCUGACUGUGGUCACACUCUUCUAUGGUCCAUGCACUUACAUCUACAUGAGACCCAACUCCAGCUAUUCCCCUGAGCGAGACAAGCAGAUCUCACUCUUUUACAAUGUGUUUACAGCCUUGCUCAAUCCUGUGGUCUACAGUCUUCGGAACAAAGACAUCAAGAGGGCAUUUCUCAAGGUGAUGGGGCAUGGUAGGGUGGACUAGAGAACCAGAAUCUAGGAGAAGCUCGAUUGAAGUAUUGAGUAUUGAAGGAAGGCAGAAUGUCAUUAUUGAAUGCAACUGACCUUUGCAAAUGAACUAGUGUUGUACUUGGAACAAGCCACAGUGAAACCAAGGUACACUAAGGUACAAGUCCAAACACUUCAGUAAUCUUACUGCAAAGAUUCAUCUGUUGCUCAUUUUGUAGCUGUAGGUUGGAUGACCUUCUGUUCUCUCACGUCUGUUCUGAAGGAGGAGCCUUAUAGCCAACAUGUCAUCUCUGGGGGACCAGCCUCCACACUUAUUUACUCCAGGAACUCUUGAGGACUGAGGGAUAAGAGACUUAGUUAGAAUAGAGAGUGGAGCCAGGCGGUCCUGGCACACGUCUUUAAUCCCAGCACUCAGGAGGCAGAGUCAGGCAGAUCUCCGUGAGUUUGAGGCCAGCCUGGGCUAACA
Molecule: messenger RNA, 4070 nt
Organism: Peromyscus californicus insignis
Lineage: Eukaryota; Metazoa; Chordata; Mammalia; Rodentia; Cricetidae
Product: olfactory receptor 2A12-like
Exons: 1
Coding region: 2676-3620 (314 amino acids)
Biological process (GO): G protein-coupled receptor signaling pathway
Cellular component (GO): membrane
Molecular function (GO): olfactory receptor activity; G protein-coupled receptor activity
Source: RefSeq, a predicted model, not a curated record